GAAUGACCUGUAAGUGAAGAAGAAGAACUCGAAGUAAAAGCAGCUGAGAGUUGCAGCAGUUUGUGUAGCAAUUUUUAAACUGCCCAAACAAAUGGACAGUGAUCCGAAGGAGAGCGGUUCCGGUGCCGGAGAGAAGGGGCCCGACCCUGCUGACGGCAGUAUCGCCGCCCCCAACAGCUUUGCCCCCAACCGCUGGGUCAAGCUGAAUGUGGGUGGUCAGAUAUACGCCACGACCAUCGACACUCUGGUGGGCAGGGAACCAGACUCGAUGCUGGCGCGGAUGUUCCUGCAAGAUGGCAGCAUGAUGCCCAGCGAGCGGGACGAGCAGGGAGCAUUCCUGAUUGAUCGGAGCCCUCGAUACUUCGAGCCGAUCAUCAACUAUCUGCGCCACGGCCAGUUCGUUUGCGAUUCCAACAUCAGCAUACUAGGCGUCCUAGAGGAGGCACGAUUCUUUGGCAUCUUCUCGCUGGUCACGCACUUGGAGGAGCGCCUGGGACAGCAGGAGGCGCCGCUGGGAGACAGGCCACUGACGCGAAACGACGUCAUUAAGGCCAUCAUCCAGACCUCCGUGAUUACGGAGUUGCGUUUUCAGGGCGUCAACCUUUCCGGGGCCGAUUUGCGAAAGCUAGACUUCCGCAACAUCAACUUCAAGUACGCAAAUAUGUCGCACUGCAAUUUGUCCCACACCAAUCUUAACUAUUGCUGCUUGGAAAGGGCCGAUCUUCAGUUUGCGAAUCUAGAGUGUGCCCAGCUUGUUUCAGUGCGAGGACUUUGCGCUAAUAUGGAAGGUGCAAAUCUGCGAGGGUGUAAUUUCGAGGAUCCCACAGGUGUCCGAACCAACCUAGAAGGCGUAAAUCUCAAGGGAGCCUGUUUGGAAAGCAGCAACAUGGCUGGCGUUAACUUGCGUGUGGCAAAUUUGAAGAACGCAAAUAUGAAAAACUGCAAUUUGCGGGCUGCAGUAUUAGCUGGAGCAGAUCUGGAAAAGUGUAAUCUUUCAGGAAGCGAUUUGCAGGAGGCGAAUUUACGUGGAGCAAAUUUAAAGGACGCAGAGUUAACCCUCAUUAUAAAUGCCUUGCACAUGUCGCAGGCCAUACGAUAAUUGCGUCGUUUUUAUGAUGUGGACCUUAUCUUGUGCAAUUUACAUAUCACAUCAGCUCCAAACGAUUAUUACCAAUUAAUUUUAGAAUAAUGAAUGUAAAUACUUUUGGUUUUAACCAUAGUCCUUAAAAUAAACAGUAUUAGGGUUGUAUUUCUAAAUUGAAAA
Drosophila rhopaloa is the source of this 1264-nucleotide messenger RNA. RefSeq names its product BTB/POZ domain-containing protein KCTD9. Bases 92 to 1099 code for a protein of 335 amino acids. Gene Ontology annotation, biological process: protein homooligomerization. Gene Ontology annotation, molecular function: protein binding. The record is from RefSeq and is a predicted model, not a curated record. NCBI's taxonomy places the organism in Eukaryota, Metazoa, Arthropoda, Insecta, Diptera, Drosophilidae. The transcript has 5 exons.